Molecule: messenger RNA, 1060 nt
Organism: Adelges cooleyi (spruce gall adelgid)
Lineage: Eukaryota; Metazoa; Arthropoda; Insecta; Hemiptera; Adelgidae
Exons: 12
Coding region: 138-932 (264 amino acids)
Source: RefSeq, a predicted model, not a curated record
CAAUUUUACUGUUUCCGUUCGGAGUAUAAGUCCCUACACAAGAGAAGUGACAAUAAAGUCACGUCAAUACAGUUAAACAAGUUACUCGAGCAGAUCAUUUUCAUACAAUUUUAAUCGACUAAAUAAUUUAAAUAAAAAUGAAACUUUUCUGUUUUUUAAUAUCAUUUGUCAUAGCAAAUGUUUCAACAUAUGAUUUAGCUGAAUAUAAAAAGUAUACUGCCAUUACAAAUGCACACAUAGUGCUUGCCAAUAAUUUGAAUGAUUGUUAUGUAGGUGAUAACUUGAUAGCAAAUGGAUUGGAACAUGUAAUCAAAAAAAUCGUAAACAGUAAUAACUAUAGUUUAGAUACUAUGAACCGUAUGAUCGCUGUACCUGAACAAGCAUACAUUGGGAUUAUGAAUGUAUCAAUAGCAAUCCAAAUAUCCAUGCAAGAAGAAAUCAAACGUGAAUUAAAAAUUCCUAUUCCUGAAGUUACAGACCAAAUUAUUGCAGAUUUCACGAACUUAACUUUGACAGAACUUGCGGAAAGGAGAAGACGCCUUACUGAAAACGCUUUGAAAAAUAUAUUGAGACGGGCAUUAGAUUUUGAUAACCUAGAAAAUUUGGCCACUCUUAUAGAAGGAAGAAGAUUUGUUUAUACAGAAUCUUUGAAAAAUAAAAUCAUGCGUGUAUUAAAUAGACGUGAACAGCAUAUCCCAUUUUUACCGAUGUGUUGUUUUAUGGCAUUGUUCAUGAGUACAAAAUUCCCAACAUCGUUUAUAAGAGUUAUUGAGAUUGGCUCUUACGACACAUGUGUUCUAAAAGAGAAAAAGACAUCAUACAAAUCAUACAGAGAAAUUGAUGGCGUUUGGUGGCAAAUAAUCAUAAAUGGCAGUGGUGAUAGUGACAGAGAAGUUCUUAGGGAACAAACACUUAGGGAACAGUUACAAUAAUUUAAACCAAGAAACAAUAGUAUAACUUAUCUAAAAUUAUAUUAUACAAUAAUUGUACUAACUGUAUUCAAAUAAUAUUCGCAUUGUUCACAAAUAUUCGAGUUGUAAAUUUUUAAUAAACAGUUUUA